AUGGAGCGCUUCAUGAGGGCCGUGCCCUUCUGGCAGCCAUUGCAGGAGAAGGAGAUUCUGCCCACGGCCGAGUCCGACCUGGAGGAGGAGAUGAUGGGCAAGCGCUGGCGGGAUGCCGCCCUGGGUGCCCUGCUCCUCAUCGGAGUGGCUGUGGCCAUGGCCCAGUUCUUCGCUGCCGUCGGGAACUGCGUGGCCCAAAGGACGGCGUCGAAGAAACUUGUCGCUUCAAGAAGGAACGCCUCUGUGCUAACAGUCGCCGAGACCAGGCCAAUGCUGAAAGCGCCCGAGGAAGAGUGUGCAGGCUCCGCCGAGGGGGCAGAGACUCUCGUGUUUCCGGACUGCGAUUCCGCCGCUGGGACUCAGUUCUUCUGCCUGCUGCAUGCCGCCGUUUACUAUGUCCUGCACAACGGAUUCCUCUUGGCCGGGGCGUCAGUGCCAACAGGGGAGCUAGAGCCCAACAGCAGGAAAUGCCCUGCGACGCCCCCGACUGGCCCCUGCGGGAGUGCAAGACCAGUGAAUCUUCCCCAUCGAAUGCUCAUGAUGAUGCUUGCGUUCGUUGUAGGCAUUAUGGAAUCGGCCGGGCUUGCCUUUGCUGCACCACUGUGCGAGCUGAAGAAAGGGAUGAGCCGCGGCACAGCUGCGGCCGGACAUUUGCUACGUCCUUUGGGAAGUCGGCGAAGCACUUGUCACGAUGUGCCUACUUGCGAGCCGAAGCUCGAAGACGAUGUGGGCGAGCGUGAAAGUGGUCUAGGCCAUCCGGGAACGGCCCCUGCAACCACGCUCGCCAAGGUCCUGAUGUCGUGGUGCAUGGUGAACAACCUGAUGCUCGGAAGCGCGGGCAUUGUCUGGGAGGCCAUUGGUCUGUGGCUGGUCGCCAGCCUCUCAGCCGUGCUGGCAGUGGACGUCCUGGGCUACCUUGGCCGCGCCAUUCAGGCCCUGGAAAUGCUGCCCCGCGGCUGCGUGGAUUGGCCGGAAGGUGCCAAGCCCCGUGAUGCCAAUGCUCAUGUCUGCCCGGAGCUCGUGGAAGCAUUUGUGGAGCAGAUAUGGAACACGCUCACCUCUGCCUGGGCCACGUCCAUCUUCACUUCCUCUGCUCCCGAAAUCCGCAGA
Symbiodinium necroappetens is the source of this 1110-nucleotide messenger RNA. The record is from the annotation of a GenBank genome assembly. NCBI's taxonomy places the organism in Eukaryota, Dinophyceae, Suessiales, Symbiodiniaceae.